GAUAUAAAUCCGCCUCCGCGGUAAAGCCUUAUUGUUCGUUUGGGGCAAAAAAAAGUAGCGACACGAAUACUCCGUCCCUCUUUCUGUCGCUGCAGAUUUUUGGGGGGAAAAGGGGAAUCCGGCGAAGCGCAAGUCGAGAGAUGGCGCGUACCAAGCAGACUGCUCGCAAGUCCACAGGAGGAAAGGCUCCUAGGAAGCAACUCGCUACAAAGGCAGCCCGUAAGUCGGCACCUACAACUGGAGGAGUCAAGAAGCCUCACCGUUACCGCCCAGGGACUGUUGCUCUUCGUGAGAUCCGCAAGUACCAGAAGAGCACUGAGUUGCUGAUAAGGAAGCUGCCAUUCCAGAGGCUUGUCAGGGAGAUUGCUCAGGAUUUCAAGACCGAUCUGCGCUUCCAGAGCCAUGCCGUGCUUGCUCUGCAGGAGGCAGCAGAGGCCUACCUGGUGGGUCUCUUCGAGGACACCAACCUGUGCGCCAUCCACGCCAAGCGCGUCACCAUCAUGCCCAAGGACAUUCAGUUGGCAAGGAGGAUCCGUGGCGAGAGAGCUUAGUCUGCUGAUGGGUCUUCGUUGUGUGCUCGUUAGCCUUUGUGAAAAGAUGAUAUAGUAACCACUGGUCAGUUUGACUGAAGCCGUAGUAGCUUACUAGCAUGUGUCAGUUCUUCACGUGUCUGGAGUCUGGACAGAGUAAGUAUUCGUGUCAUUUGAACUGAUGGUCUGGUGUCGUGGUAUUUCAUCCGCCAGCUGAUGGAUGUGUAUCCUGGUCUAAGUAACUAUGGUUGUCUGAACAGUCAGUAUUUUCGUCUCAUGGUAUGUUUGCCAUUUCUAAUUUGUUGCCUGUC
This is a messenger RNA of Setaria italica (foxtail millet), 841 nucleotides long. RefSeq names its product histone H3.3. The transcript is spliced from 5 exons. The record is from RefSeq and is a predicted model, not a curated record. Gene Ontology annotation, cellular component: nucleosome. Lineage: Eukaryota; Viridiplantae; Streptophyta; Magnoliopsida; Poales; Poaceae. Gene Ontology annotation, molecular function: protein heterodimerization activity; structural constituent of chromatin; DNA binding. The coding region runs from base 141 to 551 and encodes 136 amino acids.